AUGUACGAGCCUCGGUACUACGACCGCCCCCCCGUGUACAGCCCACCUUACAGCACCACCUCCCACAACUUCUAUCCCCCGAGAAGCGUCCGGUCCCCCCAGAGCCAGUAUGUCCCCUACACCUACAACCACCCUCCGGACUCCUACUACGCCGAGGAGAGGCCUCAACACUUCUACCGCUGGUUCUCGCCUCCUGGCUUCGUCAAAACCUUCCAAGGAGCCACGGUGCUCAUGUGCUUCCUCAUCUUCGCCCUUGUGGCUUCGACCUUGGUGUGGGACAUGAAUGGAUUUGGGUACGGGGGCUACGGUGUUGCGGAUGCAGGAGGUGUCAGUGGGGUGGGGUCUGGAUAUUAUGGAGGCAGCUAUGGCUACGGCGGCUCGUACAUGACGCCGCAGUCAGCCAAGGCAGCAAUGAUUUCCAUGGCGGCCAUCAACUUCCUGGUCUCGCUGGGGUUCCUGGUGGGGAGUUUCUCUCGGUCGCGGGUCAUGCGGGGAUGCAAGUUUUACCUCGCUGUCUUCAUCUGUGAUAUCAUCUUAGCCGUCCUUCAGGGCAUCAUCGACAUCAUCUUUGUGAUCGGGGUGAACCCGAUGUCUCAGAGCUCGCAGAGUAUGUUGUACAACCCCAUGCUGAUGAUGUGUCAGAACAUCCAGGGCAGCCCCAGCUUCAGCGCCAGCGCGGGGGCCGGUUUUCCUGGAGGGUUCCCCAUGUACAAUCAAUACCUGCACCACUACUGCUACAUGGACCCCGAGGAGGCGGUGGCGUUCGUGUUGGGUCUGUUGGUGGUGUUGGCCUUGUCCCUCGCUGCUUACUAUGCCUACAAGACCCGCAGCAAGAUCUGGCGCCACGGAAAAGCGAACAUCUACUGGGACGAGCCGCUGGUCAGGCCGUCGGAGAGCCAGGACGUACAGGACUGGGUGAAUCACGUCGGAGAAGCUCGCAGCACCCAGCAGGCGCCAACGGUCGUCGUGUCGGAGAGAGCGGCGCCGAACCUGAGGGCGGGGAACAGCGUGGUCUCCUACGGCAACGGAGCAGUCAGCAUCCACGGUGACGGACAUCAGAAGAGUAACAGCUUCCCUGCAGACAACAGUAACGGCCGCGGCACCGAGCCUCUGUACCAGAACACCAGAGCAGCAGUCUGCUCCAGCAGCUCGUCGGACGAGGCCGACAGCGCCAGGAAGCCUCCGCCUUACUGCAUGAAGAAGGAACCGAGGAAGGGCAGAGAAGCUUUACCCACCACUCAGGUGAUGGUCGAGUCCCAGUACGAAACCGGGUACACCACAGGAGACACCGGCAACGAGCUGGACCGGGACCACACGGGUUACCUGUACAGGCUUUAUCCAGAAAUCAUUUCAGACGAGCAGCGUCACAGGUACAAGAAGGAGUUCGACUCGGACCUGUCGCGCUACAAGAGCCUCUGCACCGAAAUGGACGACAUCAGCGACCAGAUGCACAAGCUGAGCCGGGAGCUGGACACAUUGGACGAAGGCUCCAUGAAGUACCAGGGUGUGGCAGACGAGUACAACCGACUGAAGGACCUCAAAAAGACGGCUGACUAUCAAGCAAAGAAGAAGCAGUGCAAAGAACUUCGGCAAAAACUUUUCCACAUCAAACGUCUGGUGAAAAUCUACGACCAAGCUCCUCCUGGUGCCGCCCGUCCACCAGAUUCUCACCCGUUAACUUCGUCUCACAUCGUCCACAGCAGCAGAGACUCGCUCAGCUCUGCCUCCUAUCAGCUGUAA
This is a messenger RNA of Stegastes partitus (bicolor damselfish), 1740 nucleotides long. RefSeq names its product occludin-like. Gene Ontology annotation, molecular function: cis-regulatory region sequence-specific DNA binding. Lineage: Eukaryota; Metazoa; Chordata; Actinopteri; Pomacentridae. The record is from RefSeq and is a predicted model, not a curated record. Gene Ontology annotation, cellular component: membrane; transcription elongation factor complex. The transcript is spliced from 9 exons. Bases 1 to 1740 code for a protein of 579 amino acids. Gene Ontology annotation, biological process: positive regulation of transcription elongation by RNA polymerase II; snRNA transcription by RNA polymerase II.